CCGGGACUCCGGAGGAGCCUGUCCAGCCGCUCCCUUGCCUGUAAGGCGGUCCUGCCGGCGCGCAGUAGCAACCAGUCUGACUAGGCAGCGCUCGGCUCCUCCCCUCUGAAGCCGCACCAGCAGCGAAGGUGCCGGUGCCGGGUAGGCAGAACCUCCCGGGAGCGCCUUGUGCGUUGUCGCGCUCCCAUUUUGUGUCUACAGCGCAAUCUCGGCUGAGGUUCAGUGUUAGGGGGCACGUCGGGACUCUCCUGGUCCAGGAAAAUAAUAACAGAUGCUGUAACGAUGGAAUUGAGCUGCACUGAAGUACCUCUUUAUGGGCAGCUCACUGUAAAUGGAAAAUUUUACACAAUUCUCCCAGAGGAUGCUGAAUUUUACUUUGUUUAUAAUGGCUCAACACAGAGGCAUGUGGUUUUUGCCAAGCGUGUGGCUAAUGACACCCUUCAAACUAUUAUUCCAGCUCAUGGAGAACCAGAAGAUGUUUCCGUACAUGUGGUCAUGUACACAAAAGAAGGCAUGCCUGAAACUCUGGGCUACUCAUCUGUUACUUAUAAGCGGAACACAGCUUUGGAGGUAGCAUGUUUUCUGAUGAGCCAAGUGGAUUGCCUCACUCCCUCUAGUCACCACAUACUUCUAAGCAGGUUUGGUUUAAUGGCAGAAGAUUUUCAAUCACUGGACCAUGACAUUAUGCUAGCAAUGGCUCAUAAAGGGAUUCCACCUAUUUGGAACAUCAUUGGAAAUUGUUCCCAAGAUGAAUCUAAACACAAAGAGACAGUACUCCAUCUUGCAAUGAAACUGGGUUUGGUUGAACUUUCACAGUUCUUGUUAUCUCUGCCGGGUGGGAGAGAUGCAGUCAUUCUGCCUAAUGAAGAUGGGUCCACACCACUGGAUUUGGCCUUACAGAAUGGACACUCCAGUCUUGUUGAAAUAAUCACCAAAGCGCAGGUCAGCCAUCCAUUUGAGAUAUCACAAGCAGAGCUUGGCGAGAAUGCUGUCCUACAAUUUGUGCAUUCAUCAGGAUCUUUGAUGCUGACAUUUAAUCAUACCGCAGACCAUUCACAAGAAUCUGACAUUCAACUCUUCAGGAAAUACCUCUGGGACAGAGCUUUUCUUCACAAGAAUCUUGCUCCAAAGCAAAUUGAGGCACUGGGAGAACUGCAGAUGCCUUGCAACUCUACAUGUUCUGCAGAAGAUCAUGUGGACCUUGUGCCUGUGGAGCUAUCUCUGAAAAAUGAAGAUGUAACGUUUUAUACAGAUCAUAUGAUUCAGCCAGUUGAAAAUGAAAGUGGCACCUUGUUAGAUUUAGAUCAGCAGCAGUCCCCAUUUCAUGCUUUUAAGAAAUGUUCCAGUCCCUCCACCUUCUUUGGUGCAUCCAGGCUUUCUGCAAUGCUAAAUGGAAGCGAUGAAGUAUAUGCAAACCGCAUGGUGGUAGAGCAGGUAAGUGAAGUUGGUGUCAACUACCCUAAUGUAGGCCAAUCUGCUUCUGAAAAUUGCACAGACCACGUGGAGUUGAAUGAAGACCUAGAAGCACCUGCAAAUAGCAUGGACAGUGGAAAUACAUCACCUGUCAUUCCAUCUAACUCGUGUACAGCAGGCUCUUACCUGCCACUCAAGGCACAUGCAUUUAGCCACCCAAGAAAUCAACGCUAUUCCAUCAUGAAAAAACGAAGUUCCAGUCUUGAUGACUUGGAUGUAGAGAGUGUUGAUGAAAGAAGUUCAAACAGGUCCCAUCACUGCUACCCUUCAAUGCCCUUCAGCACUUCUGCUGCCUUGACUGGUAACAAGGAUGAAUUCAAUUUGUUGGAGCAAAGUACAGAUCUGGAUUUUAACAGGGCAGAAUCCCUUUCUUUGUCCAACAAUCUACAGUCAAAGGAACCAUUACUGUCUGGAAUUAGAUCUCGCUCCUACUCUUAUGCUUCACCCAGAGUCAUCUUAGGGAAAUCAUAUGGUGCACAUGACUUCACAUUAUGCGAUUCAAAUGAUGAACAAUGUGCAUAUGGCUUGACUGAACAGUCAAAAGAAAAAAGAAUUCAAGAAGACUGGGAUAAGUACAUUAUACCUACAAAAUCUGAAUCUGAAAAAUACAAAGUUAGCCGUACUUUCAGCUUUCUGAUGAACAGGAUGGCCAGUACACGAAAUAAAUCCAAGGCAAAAAAUAAAGAUGCCAAAGAAAGAGAGAAACUUUUUAAGCACCAGUUUGUGUCUGGAACUUUUGCUGGGGUAAUGCCGUGUUUUGCAUGCGAGAAGCCACUUUUGGGGAAAGAAUCUUUGCAAUGUUCUUAUUGCAAUGCAAGUGUGCAUAAAAGUUGUAAGGAUUGUGCUCCUGCAUGUACAAAAAAAUCCCAAGAGAGAUGCCACAUUAAGAACAGAACACAAGCUAUCCAGACAAAUCCAUCAUUCAGAGAUAUUCCACAGCCAGUAUUGUCCCCAGUUCAUUUUUCUACAUCCACACCUAUUGGACUGUCCUUUGUAAAGAAAGAAGGACUGCAGCAACAGCAGUCAUCCAAAAGUGUUCUAAGUUCCAGUCUUGAAAGAAAAUGUUCAUCCCCUUUGGAGCCAGACACUGAUCUUUGGAGAGCCAGGUCACACUCCGAAGAACUCUUGCAAUCGAUUGGGAGUGCAUCGUCAGUUGAGUCUUUUGUGCUUGAAGAUGAUGUUGAUGGUUCUUUGUGGAGUGACCUCAGCACCGACACCCUAGACUUUGAGGGAGAGUCUUGGAGUCUUGUGGUGGACCCUUGGUUUUGUAGCAAGCAAGAAAAGGAUGUCAUCAAAAGACAAGAUGUGAUUUUUGAGCUGAUGCAAACAGAAGUGCAUCACAUCCACACCUUGUUCAUUAUGUCUAAGAUAUUCCGGAAGGGAAUGAAAGAAGAAUUGCAACUGGACCACAGCACUGUGGACAGAAUAUUCCCCUGUUUAGAUGAGCUGCUGGAACUUCACCAGCAAUUCUUCUGUUGCAUGAAGGAGAGACGGCAGGAGUCAAGUCAGGGGGGAAGUGACAGAAACUUUGUAAUUAGCCGAAUUGGAGAUAUACUGGUACAGCAGUUUUCAGAAGAAAAUGCAGCCAAAAUGAAGAAGAUAUAUGGAGAAUUCUGUAGUCAUCAGAAAGAAGCUGUCAGCCUUUUUAAAGAGCUGCAGCAAAACAAAAAGUUCCAGAAUUUCAUUAAACUACGCAGCAGUAAUUUGUUGGCUCGGCGUCGUGGAAUCCCAGAGUGCAUUCUACUGGUCACUCAGAGAAUUACCAAGUACCCAGUGUUAGUAGAAAGAAUAUUGCAAUAUUCCAAAGAAGGAACUGAAGAACACCAAGAUUUAUGUAAAGCCCUUGGUCUGAUCAAGGAUAUGAUUGCAGCAGUUGAUUUGCAAGUCAACGAGUAUGAGAAAAAACAAAAAUUACUAGAAAUUCUCAGUAAGGUUGAAAACAAAACAUAUACCAAGUUGAAAACUGGGCAUGUUUUCAGAAAGCAAGAUUUGAUCAAGAAAGAGAGGACACUUCUGCAUGAAGGUUUAGUCUACUGGAAAAUGGCUACAGGACGUUUCAAAGAUACUUUAGCUCUGCUUCUAAAUGAUGUGAUGUUAUUUUUACAAGAAAAGGAUCAGAAAUAUAUAUUUGCAGCUGUUGACCAAAAGCCUGCUGUUAUAGCCCUACAGAAACUUAUUGUCAGAGAAGUAGCCAAUGAAGAGAGAGGGAUGUUCUUGAUUAGUGCAUCAUCUACAGGGCCUGAGAUGUAUGAAAUUCAUACCAAUUCCAAAGAGGAACGCAGUCACUGGAUGAGGCAGAUUCAGGAGGCUGUGGAGAGCUGUCCAGAGGAUGAAGGAAAAAUGAAUGAAUCUGAUGAGGACCGAAAAAUAGCUGAAGCCAGAAUAGCUAAAAUUCAAAAAUGUCAAGCUAGCUUGAGUAACAAAGACCAACAGAUCUGUAGCUGUUUGGAAGAAAAGCUUGAUAUCUAUGCAAAGCUUGGAGAUAUGAGUGGGUUUGAAGAUGUUCAUGUAGAACCACAUUUAUUUAUAAAGCCCGACUCUGGAGAAACACCUCAAGUAGCUACACUUCUAGCUGCAGCUCUCAGGGAAGUGGAAAGUCUCCAUGUGGCUGUAGCAUCGACACAGACAAAUGACACAAGCCAGGGAACAGAUGAGAGUACUAGAGAAUCAAGUCUGACGGAAGAGCUUUCUGCAACUGAUGUCUGCGAAUCUAUGACUGAUUUAACAGAAGUAAAGGGAGAUAAGUCUUCUGAUGCAGAUGUUCAUGAUACAAACAGCAUAGGAGAAAUUGAUGACCUGGAUCAGGAAGGAGACACAUGUUUCUCUACUUCAACACAGACUGAGAUCGUACAGACCAUCCAGAAUAUAACCCGUCUCUUGUACAGCAUACAGGCAGCCUUAGCCAUUCAGGAUAGUCACAUGGAAAUCCAUAAGCUUCUUCUACAGGAACAUGAAAGAUUCAGCUGGAAUCCCAGUUUUCGUAGCAGCUCUGUCUUGGAACAAGAAAAACACCAGAACUGUAAACAGAAGGAGGAACUAGCAAAUGUUCAGAAGGUUCAGCACCAGUUUCAGCAAGAGCAGCAACGGUGGCACCGCGAAUGUGAGCAACGGCAACAGGAGCACCAGACAAGGGAGAGCCAACUUCUGGAGAGGGAGAAGGAGUGCUUAAGCCAGGAGAAACUGCUUUGCAGGACCCGCGAAGAGCUGGAUGCUCAGCUGCAGGAUUAUCAGCAGAACCUGGAGAGACUCAGGGAGAGCCAAAGGAUAGUGGAGAAGGAGCGAGAAACAGUGAAGUUACAGCACAAGAUCUUGCGCCACUGGAAGCACAGCCGCCAAGGCAGUCUGCCUGGGGUGUUCUCUCCAGGGGGCAAUGAGGCAUGCAAGACUUUAUUCAGAAUCAUGGGGCAUAAUCGAUCCGACAGUUUUUGUGGUGAAAAUUCGGUCUUCAUAAAUGAAGCUGUGUUACAGAUGUCAUUAAACCACCUUAACAGAUCAAAUUCAGCUCUAGUUACCCAGGAUUAUGUACGUGGAGUAAACCAGCCAAAUUCAGAUUUAUCAAGGACUAGUGAAAAUCAAACCAGCUGCAAAAUGAACACUUCUUGUCAGCCAGCAUUUACCGGUGAGCUCUCGAAAUCUGCAGACAUCUCUCAUCAGGCAGCCUCCUCCUGCACAAGCAACACAGAGGAUUAUAAUAAUCGAAGUUGCACUGAAGAUCUGAGCAGCCAGAAGAACUCAACCAAUGAAGAUUUCAUUGGUCAUUCAAGAAUCAAUUCAGAUCUGACACCUAAAAGCCAAUUAGCCAAAUAUCAAGGCCUGAAUGCAGUGCUGAGCCAGUGCCCAAGAUCAUCACAUCAUGGCAGCAUCCAGCCAGCCCAGCCUUCAGAUGUUGUGCUGAAAAAUCUGUCUUGUGACAUGCAACAAGAUUCAGAAAAUGGAGCCAUUGAAGAAAAUAUAGUGUAUCUCUAAUCCAUCAUCAGUAGCACUUUGAGCUUUUCUAAUUGUCUGUAGUUACUUCUUUGUCCAAAUUGCUUGAGGAAAUAGUAUUUAAUAUAAAAUGCGGUUUUUCCAUAUCUAUGCUUAUACCAAUUAAGUUAUUUGUUAAACUUGUAUGUAAUAUUUAAAUGAUAGCAGACAUAAUACAUUUGGAAUGCUCAAAAAGGAACAUAAGAAGAGAGUGUUGGGCUCUAAAGCAAGCCAUGACCUGUCCUUGUGAUUGUAUCAUCCCAAUGGGACCAUGGAUGACAGCGUUCCUUUUUCAGAUUCAAGCUGCACACUCUUUGUGUAGUUCUAGGUAUAGCAGUUUCAUAAAGCAAUUUAGCAACUUCUUAAUAUAAACUGGAGAAAAUGGUGAAGACCUGUAAAAUACUGUAACUGCUGUUUGCACUUCUCAGUGGGUUCACUAGGCCUUUUUUUCUUAAAGGUACCCAUUUUACUUUGAUAUAACUAAGGAAAUGGUGGAUACAUUUCCCAGGCCACAUAAGAAGAAGAAGAGAUUGAAUUUAUAUCCUGCUCUUUAGUAUCCAAAGGAGUCUCAGAGCAGUUUAUAAUCUCCUUUCCCUUUGCCCUCCCCACAACAGACACCCUGUGAGGUAGGUGGAGCUGAGACAGCUCAAGCAGAAACUGUUCUUGAGAGGAACAGCUUCUGACAGUUAUGACUGACCCAAGGUCACUCCAGCGGUUGCAGAUGGAGGAAUGGGAAUCAAACUCGGUUCUCCCCGAUAGAGUCCACACACUUAACCAUUACACCAAACUGACUCACCACAUGACUCACAUCACAGAAUUGGCAUCAGAACCUUGAUCAUAAUAAUUGUCAUAUGACUUUGAUGAUGCGGAAAAGCCAUUUAGUUUAAUGCUUUUUCAAAGGUUCUGCUUCAAAGUUGGAGGAAUGGUAUUCAUGGUAUUGAUGGCUAGGGAAAGCUCGCCUGAAAUAUUUCUCAAAUAGUACUUGAGGCUGUCACUUUGGUUCCUAAAAGGAUGAUGGGGAGGAGGAAUAGGAUGUUCUCCCAAAUUAUAGUUACAUGAACACCUUAUUUCCACAAUGGACAUCUGAGUCUUAUGUCAUUUGAGAAAGGAUUUGAGGUGCUUGAGGAAAUGGAUCCACAGCUGCAUGCUAGUCUGCUGAAUUCCACAGGGGGACUCAGUUUACUCCAUAGUGGGGUUUUAUGUCACAAAUCCAGUCCCAUCUUGCAUACACAGAAUUUGCUUUUUCAAGUGCUCUAGGUCUGUUUUGUGAUAUAUUGCAUUAUAACUUUGUGCUUGGCUUCAGGAAGUAUUCUUUUUUGUCCUAGCAUUAAAAUUCAUCAUGUGGACAUUUACAUCUGGUGAGAAACUGAGAACAGGAGAAGAAAAAUCUAAUUUUUUUAGCUUAACCCAAUCCAGUACUUUUCCACAUGCAAAGACACAAAUCAGUGUAUUUCUUUCAGGACACAGAAAGGUUUGAUGUACUGUAGAAUAAUAAAUCUAGAUUUUCUUCUUGGCA
This is a messenger RNA of Heteronotia binoei (common prickly gecko), 6952 nucleotides long. It is a transcript of the gene ARHGEF28, whose product is annotated as Rho guanine nucleotide exchange factor 28. Gene Ontology annotation, molecular function: guanyl-nucleotide exchange factor activity. Bases 283 to 5439 code for a protein of 1718 amino acids. The record is from RefSeq and is a predicted model, not a curated record. The transcript has 37 exons. Gene Ontology annotation, biological process: regulation of Rho protein signal transduction; cell morphogenesis. NCBI's taxonomy places the organism in Eukaryota, Metazoa, Chordata, Lepidosauria, Squamata, Gekkonidae.